GGUUCUUUUCUGCUAUUUAAAAUCCCUUAUUCUCUCCUCACUCAAUCAAGAUUAAAACAAGAAAAGCUUUCGUUGCGUUAUUCUUCUUCGCGCUCUGCAAUACGUUCUCGAUUGGUUUCUAUGGCGGAUGUUCAGAUGGGUGAAGCCGAGACCUUCGCAUUCCAAGCCGAGAUAAACCAACUACUCAGCCUCAUCAUCAACACCUUCUACAGCAACAAGGAAAUUUUCCUUCGCGAACUCGUCAGCAAUGCCUCCGAUGUGAGUCCUUGUUCUUCGGAUUGUGAAUUUUGUUAUCUGAUUUGUAUGUUUACACAGGCUUUGGAUAAAAUUCGAUUUGAGAGUCUCACGGACAAGAGCAAGUUGGAUGCUCAGCCAGAGCUUUUCAUUAGAUUGGUGCCUGAUAAGGCCAACAAGACACUCUCCAUCAUUGACAGUGGUAUUGGCAUGACCAAAGCAGAUUUGGUGAACAAUUUGGGUACCAUUGCGAGGUCUGGUACCAAGGAAUUCAUGGAGGCCUUGCAGGCUGGGGCUGAUGUCAGCAUGAUUGGUCAAUUUGGCGUUGGUUUCUACUCUUCCUACCUCGUUGCUGAGAAGGUCAUUGUGACCACCAAGCACAACGACGAUGAACAGUACAUCUGGGAAUCACAGGCUGGUGGGUCAUUCACUGUAACCAGGGAUGUCAAUGGUGAACAACUCGGAAGGGGAACUAAGAUUACCUUGUUCCUAAAGGAGGAUCAGUUGGAAUACUUGGAGGAGAGGAGGAUUAAGGAUCUUGUGAAGAAACACUCUGAAUUCAUUAGCUAUCCUAUCUACCUAUGGACUGAGAAGACAACUGAGAAAGAGAUUAGUGACGAUGAAGAUGAUGAGCCCAAGAAGGAGGAGGAGGAAGGAGACGUUGAGGAAGUUGAUGAAGAGAAGGAGAAAGAUUCUAAGAAGAAGAAGAAGAUUAAGGAGGUUUCUCACGAGUGGCAACUCAUCAACAAGCAGAAACCUAUCUGGCUGCGAAAGCCAGAGGAGAUUACCAAGGAGGAAUAUGCUUCCUUCUACAAGAGUCUCACCAAUGACUGGGAAGACCACUUGGCUGUCAAGCAUUUCUCGGUGGAGGGUCAGCUUGAGUUCAAGGCUAUUCUCUUUGUCCCUAAAAGGGCACCUUUUGAUCUAUUUGACACCAGGAAGAAGCCGAACAAUAUCAAGCUGUACGUGAGGAGGGUGUUCAUCAUGGACAACUGCGAGGAGCUCAUCCCUGAGUACCUUGGAUUUGUCAAGGGUGUGGUUGACUCUGAUGACUUGCCACUCAACAUCUCUCGUGAGAUGCUGCAACAGAACAAGAUCUUGAAGGUGAUCAGGAAGAACCUUGUGAAGAAGUGCAUUGAGAUGUUCAAUGAGAUUGCGGAGAACAAGGAAGAUUACAACAAAUUCUAUGAUGCUUUCUCGAAGAACUUGAAGCUGGGUAUCCAUGAGGAUAGCCAGAACAGAGCCAAAUUGGCUGAUUUGCUCAGGUACCACUCUACAAAGAGUGGAGAUGAGAUGACGAGCCUGAAGGACUAUGUUACCAGAAUGAAGGAGGGCCAGAAGGAUAUUUACUACAUCACUGGAGAGAGUAAGAAGGCAGUGGAGAACUCUCCAUUCUUGGAGAGACUCAAGAAGAAGGGCUAUGAGGUGCUCUUCAUGGUGGACGCUAUUGAUGAGUAUGCUGUUGGCCAACUGAAAGAGUAUGACGGGAAGAAAUUGGUAUCAGCAACUAAGGAAGGUUUGAAGUUGGAUGAUGAUAGCGAGGAAGAGAAAAGGAAAAAAGAAGAGAAGAAAAAGUCUUUUGAGGACCUCUGCAAGACAAUUAAGGACAUCUUGGGAGACAAAGUUGAGAAGGUAGUUGUCUCUGACAGAAUCGUUGAUUCGCCAUGCUGUUUGGUGACUGGGGAAUAUGGGUGGAGUGCCAACAUGGAAAGAAUCAUGAAGGCUCAGGCCUUGAGAGAUAGCAGCAUGAGUGGCUACAUGUCCAGCAAGAAGACCAUGGAGAUCAACCCAGACAAUGGUAUUAUGGAGGAGCUAAGGAAGAGGGCUGAAGCUGACAAGAGUGAUAAAUCCGUGAAGGACCUUGUGUUGCUUCUCUUUGAGACUGCACUCUUGACUUCUGGGUUCAGUCUUGAUGAUCCUAACACAUUUGCUGCUAGAAUUCAUCGGAUGUUGAAGCUCGGUCUCAGCAUUGAUGAGGAAGAGACUGGUGGAGAUGAAGAUAUGCCUCCAUUGGAGGAAGAUGGCGCCGAGGAGAGCAAGAUGGAGGAGGUUGACUAAGUGCGAAAAUGUCUGAGAAAUAUGUUUAUGGUGUCUGGUAGUCUGUUUACUGGUGGUGGAUGAGUCCAUGAGUCUAUCGUAGUUUAUUUUUCUAUUUUCUUGUUUUUGGUCCUUGGUUUUGUAGUUUUAUGAUGUCAGAAUUUGUGUAGUUGCGCGUCUGACAAAUCUGUGUUUCUGGCAUAAACAUCAAGGAAGCGAAUUCUGUGUAGUCUCCCAAAUUCCCUUUCUUUUCAA
Molecule: messenger RNA, 2526 nt
Organism: Gastrolobium bilobum
Lineage: Eukaryota; Viridiplantae; Streptophyta; Magnoliopsida; Fabales; Fabaceae
Product: heat shock protein 83
Exons: 4
Coding region: 121-2292 (723 amino acids)
Biological process (GO): protein folding; cellular response to heat; protein stabilization
Cellular component (GO): plasma membrane; protein-containing complex; perinuclear region of cytoplasm
Molecular function (GO): ATP-dependent protein folding chaperone; ATP hydrolysis activity; ATP binding
Source: RefSeq, a predicted model, not a curated record